AUGACGUACGCAAGAAAUGCGACCGCUCCCAAGGACGGCGACCUCUGUUACCGGGAGGUCAACUGGAUUGAAUCAUGGAUGAACGAGCCAGCCAACAAAGUCGCGCUUGGCGUCGACCCGAGCCGCAACUUUGCCUCGUGCAACAUGGAAAUCAACCAAGCCUUCCUUUUCCAGGGCGACGGCGGACACAACAGCGCGGAGCUCCUGACGGACCUCGUCAACGGUGGCGUCAGGCUGCUCAUAUAUGCAGGCAACGCGCACAUGAUGUGCAACCUGUACCAUGGAUAA
Molecule: messenger RNA, 288 nt
Organism: Mycena indigotica
Lineage: Eukaryota; Fungi; Basidiomycota; Agaricomycetes; Agaricales; Mycenaceae
Product: Carboxypeptidase
Exons: 1
Coding region: 1-288 (95 amino acids)
Biological process (GO): proteolysis
Molecular function (GO): serine-type carboxypeptidase activity
Source: RefSeq, a predicted model, not a curated record